Molecule: messenger RNA, 2103 nt
Organism: Daldinia vernicosa
Lineage: Eukaryota; Fungi; Ascomycota; Sordariomycetes; Xylariales; Hypoxylaceae
Product: ICE2-domain-containing protein
Exons: 2
Coding region: 722-2041 (439 amino acids)
Biological process (GO): endoplasmic reticulum inheritance; septin ring assembly
Cellular component (GO): perinuclear endoplasmic reticulum; cortical endoplasmic reticulum; endoplasmic reticulum membrane
Source: RefSeq, a predicted model, not a curated record
AUGAGUGAUGGCAUGUACAUGCAUGAUGUACACGCGACCUUUUUUGGUAACACAUGCCUUUUUCUGUCCGACUAAGAAGACCGUUUAAGAAAAAUGAGAUGUAGGGUAGUUGACCGUCCAGCGCACUUGGUGAAUUUUUAAUAAUUUUCAACCAUAGUGGGCUUUUGACGGGUUAUAUUUAUUUUCGUCUUAGUUUCUUUAGACGAAAUUUGUAUCUCCUUUUUCUUUUGCAAUGUGCAAGAAGAAUCGGUAGAUAUCUGUACAGUAGGUUGCAAGGUUAGUACAUUAGGUAUUUACGAACAAUUCAGCCACGUGCAGAUAAGCGAUAAGCCAGCUGGCAGGUGCGGUUUGUCAAGUGCAGAAACCUCGGGGGGUAAGAACGGUUUAGUACCUAGCUCGAUUAGGGCCACCUUGAUCAAAAUUCAAAAAAAAAAACCUUGGUUUGGAAACUUGCCCGGCUAGGGAAGAAUAAGACAGCUGAGCCCCUCUUCUCGACGCGACGACUCUCUAUUAGCCAUACAUAAUCAUAUCGCCAAUGACCUCUCAAAUUUGAACAUCUCGGUUAUUGACGCGCGCUCGGGCGAGACAUUCAAUCCACCAUCCCUCCUUCACGGUUCACGGACGUUCACGGCAUCCCCCGAAGACGAACCGAACACAUUACAACAGCCCUGGCUGAAAGCCUCGCUACCUCGGCGCGGCAGCAGCCACUACCAUCGCGCCCAUGUGGUGGUUUUUUCGCAUCGUCUCCAGCUCCGUCUUCCUGUUGACCAUCGUACUAUCCAUACCCAUCUCCUUCGAUGUAGGCGGACGUGAUAGCGGCUUGGCCUACAGCCUGUCGCUCUUCGCUUUCUACCUGGUCUACAGCGCUGUCAAGCUCGCUACCCCCGAAAACUCGCGCAUAGGCUGGGUUGUCUCCAGGUUCCUCCAGUCUUCUCAGUGGAUUGUGAUUCCGACCCUCUUGAUAUGGUCUCUGCACAAUUUUGCUGUUGAUGCUAACAGCACCGACUGGGUAUCGAGAACAAUCGGUGGAUUCGGUGGUCAAAAGCCCACUGCUACCUGGACCGAUUGGAUCUUCGGCAAUGGCGGGUUCGUAGAAUCAGUCACUCUUGGUACUUGGGAUAAGGCGUUGCGUUAUUCGAGCCCCGUCUUCCAGCUUGCCGAAGGCUUCUGUACGUUGUUGGUCAUCCAAGCCGCAGGUCAAAUUUCGAGAUGGCUUGUGAACCGUGGAAGAAGCGAUACUUGGGUUCUUAUUCUCCUGAUAUUAUCUGCGUCUAUCAUCGCCAGUGCCGUCUACUUCCUAUGGCGGGUCGCUUUAUUCCCAUCUAUCAGCAAUAUCGAUGCGACCCUCAUCGGCGUGACUGUUACGUCUGCAGUUUUCUUAUGUGCGAUAGGAAUUCUUUCCGGCCGCGGUAAUCCCGUUGAGUCGUCUUUACUAUUUGCCUACAUCGUUCUAUGUGUAUAUCAGAUAUUCACCGACUAUGUUCAGUCACCGGAGGCCCAGGCUGCCGCUGCAGAACAAGCUGCAAAUCAACCAGAGUUUCCACCCCUGCCUCCCAUCAUUAUGGCGAGCUACUCGACUCUCGUCCACCUUUUUAAUUUGUUACCCGAAGCCGUGUACUCCUCACUGAGUUUCCUCCAUGCUGCAUUCCAGACUAUUGCGCCUUCCGUCAUGAUCUCCCUGACUUACCGACUAAUCGUUUUUUACUGCGCAACUCGUAUUAUUCCAGCGGUACGAGAAUCGGGCGCACGUGCCCUCCUAGAGGAGCCGUCUUUGGACGACUCAGACGAAGCAAAUCGCAUUUUAGGUUUCCUCUCAUGGUUCUCUCCUUCUAUCCUUAUCUCCGUCUAUACAAGUCUUCUACUUCAACAUUUUUCUGCCAGCGGUGGUGAAGAAGGCUGGACACUCCGACAUGGGGAUGCGGGAGGCAAUACCUGGCGUUGGGUUAACGUUGCCGCUACAAUGAGUCUCUAUGCUAUCGAGUUAUAUCUAGGUAGCGAUGAUUCGGACAGCGGUUUAGUUAACCAUUGGAAGACGGACUAGACAAGGUUGUCUAUUAAUUCCGAAGUUAGCAAGGCUGAGAUAUUUUGACCUGUGGUAUGAAG